This is a messenger RNA of Neltuma alba, 763 nucleotides long. RefSeq names its product protein RALF-like 33. Lineage: Eukaryota; Viridiplantae; Streptophyta; Magnoliopsida; Fabales; Fabaceae. The record is from RefSeq and is a predicted model, not a curated record. Gene Ontology annotation, cellular component: plasmodesma. Gene Ontology annotation, biological process: calcium-mediated signaling. Bases 1 to 501 code for a protein of 166 amino acids. The transcript has a single exon.
AUGGUGGCAGCGUUCGUAAUUAUUCUCAAAAGUAGAGGUAUUUUUACAUCAACGGUCUCAUAUAGUCUGGAAGGCCCCAAUCUCCCCUCUACUGUUGCCGAACUGAAGAACCAGAGAGAAAAAAUGGGGAGCUCAUCAGGCUUCUAUGGUUUCUUCGUGCUGUGCGCGAUCUUAGCCGUACACGUGUCUCUUUCAUCAUCAACCACCGUCGAUUUCAUCGGCGACAACGAAAUCGGCUUCUUCCCGAUGAAAUCGGAGUGUCGCGGAUCUAUCGGGGAGUGUCUGCUUUCUGAGGACGGGUUGUUCGGGUCGGAGUUCGAGAUGGACUCGGAGACAAACCGCCGCAUUCUGGCAGGACGUAGGUACAUAAGCUACGGUGCGCUGAGGAGGAACACUGUACCCUGCUCGAGACGUGGUGCUUCCUACUACAAUUGCCGGCCCGGUGCUCAGGCGAAUCCCUACCGUCGCGGAUGCAGCAGAAUCACUCGAUGCAGGGGUUGAAAUUCUUUAUCUGUUCUUCCUGAUUUUCCUUCUUUAUUUAACUUUAUUUUAUUUUAUUUAAUUUUUACCUGAUGAGUUUAUUGGGAAGAAGUCUGCUGCUAUAUACAAGUAGGAGGGAAGUAGAGAGAUUGAAUAAAAUCUGGUGAUGGAUGUAUUGUAAUUUAGGUACACAUUCUUGUUUUCUUGGUAAAUUGUGCGCAUAUGUCCAAAUUGUUUGUAUUAUUCUGAUCAUUUAUCACAUGUUGCUUGCGUUUCUUCUGUU